Eremothecium gossypii ATCC 10895 is the source of this 1578-nucleotide messenger RNA. RefSeq names its product GMP synthase (glutamine-hydrolyzing) (gene GUA1). Gene Ontology annotation, cellular component: cytosol. NCBI's taxonomy places the organism in Eukaryota, Fungi, Ascomycota, Saccharomycetes, Saccharomycetales, Saccharomycetaceae. The transcript has a single exon. Bases 1 to 1578 code for a protein of 525 amino acids. The record is from RefSeq and is marked provisional. Gene Ontology annotation, biological process: GMP biosynthetic process. Gene Ontology annotation, molecular function: GMP synthase (glutamine-hydrolyzing) activity; ATP binding; GMP synthase activity.
AUGGCUGCUGUUGAACAAGUUUCUAGCGUGUUUGACACCAUUUUGGUGCUGGACUUCGGGUCCCAGUACUCGCAUCUGAUCACGCGGCGGCUGCGUGAGUUUAAUGUGUACGCGGAGAUGCUUCCGUGUACGCAGAAGAUCAGCGAGCUGGGCUGGAAGCCAAAGGGUGUGAUUUUGUCAGGCGGGCCGUACUCCGUGUACGCGGCAGAUGCUCCGCACGUGGACCGGGCGGUGUUCGAGUUGGGCGUUCCAAUUCUGGGCAUCUGCUACGGGCUACAGGAGCUUGCGUGGAUAGCCGGCGCAGAGGUGGGGCGCGGCGAGAAGCGCGAGUACGGGCGCGCGACGCUGCACGUGGAGGACAGCGCGUGCCCGCUGUUCAACAACGUGGACAGCAGCACGGUGUGGAUGUCGCACGGUGACAAGCUGCACGCACUACCUGCGGAUUUCCACGUCACUGCGACGACGGAGAACUCUCCUUUCUGCGGGAUUGCACACGACUCGAAGCCAAUCUUCGGGAUCCAGUUCCACCCUGAGGUGACGCACUCCUCGCAGGGGAAGACGUUGCUGAAGAACUUUGCGGUGGAGAUCUGCCAGGCCGCGCAGACCUGGACGAUGGAAAACUUCAUUGACACCGAGAUCCAGCGGAUCCGGACCCUUGUGGGCCCCACCGCGGAAGUCAUCGGUGCUGUGUCCGGCGGUGUCGACUCGACCGUCGCUGCGAAGCUGAUGACCGAGGCCAUCGGCGACCGGUUCCACGCGAUCCUGGUCGACAACGGUGUUCUGCGCCUCAACGAAGCGGCCAAUGUGAAGAAAAUCCUCGGCGAGGGCUUGGGCAUCAACUUGACUGUUGUUGACGCCUCCGAAGAGUUCUUGACGAAGCUCAAGGGCGUCACGGACCCUGAGAAGAAGAGAAAGAUCAUCGGUAACACCUUCAUUCAUGUUUUUGAGCGCGAGGCAGCCAGGAUCCAGCCUAAGAACGGCGAGGAGAUUGAGUUCCUGUUGCAGGGUACCCUAUACCCUGACGUUAUCGAGUCCAUUUCCUUUAAGGGCCCAUCUCAGACGAUCAAGACCCACCAUAACGUCGGUGGUCUUUUGGACAACAUGAAACUGAAGCUCAUUGAGCCUUUGCGCGAGCUUUUCAAGGACGAGGUGAGACACCUGGGAGAACUAUUGGGGAUCUCCCACGAGUUGGUCUGGAGACAUCCGUUCCCAGGCCCAGGUAUCGCCAUCCGUGUGCUAGGCGAGGUCACCAAGGAGCAGGUGGAGAUUGCCAGAAAGGCAGACCACAUCUACAUCGAGGAGAUCAGGAAAGCAGGUCUAUACAACAAGAUUUCUCAAGCUUUUGCUUGCUUGCUGCCUGUUAAGUCUGUGGGUGUCAUGGGUGACCAGAGAACCUACGACCAGGUCAUUGCUCUAAGAGCAAUUGAGACCACGGACUUCAUGACUGCCGACUGGUAUCCAUUUGAGCACGAAUUCUUGAAGCAUGUCGCAUCCCGUAUUGUUAACGAGGUUGAAGGUGUUGCCAGAGUCACCUACGACAUAACUUCUAAGCCUCCAGCUACCGUUGAAUGGGAAUAA